CAGUGGACAUUCGCGCGCCGAAGCCCGCGGUAGUCGCUCGCCUCGAGGCACGCGUCGACGGCUCGCCUCGGUGCGACUCCUUCCCGAAACUUUCCCAAACUUACGCUGCCAAGUUGGAUGCAAUUUGUGAAGUGUUGUGGCUAAAUUGUGUGCAUUUUAGGCUGGCUUUACUGUUAGCUAAUGGUUUUCUGAACUAUUAAUGGAUACUUAAAGUUCUGGACGAAUGAGUUUCCCGGUUCCUUCUAUGGCUGUUAAGCAUUUUAGCCCAAGAUUGCACAAGAGGAUGACCUCGCUGUACCUGCGACUUGAGGGGCUGGGUUGAGAGACACGCGCGAGUGGAGCCACGAUGACACAGCUACUGCGCUUUGUCCUUCUGUUAGGCCUGCUGUCCUUCAAAGAUUACGGUGUUGCCAGUUUGGAGUUACUAGAGUUGAGAGUACCAGCCCACGUGCCGCUGGGCACCCGGGCUCAGCUCUCGUGCCAAUGGAAGUUGGGCCCGACAGACAUUUUGUACUCUGUCAAGUGGUACAAAGAUGGCAAGGAAUUCUUCCGACACGUGCCACGGGACGUGGAACCCUUCAGGAAGUUCCCUUUGCCUGGCGUUGAUGUUGAGAAUGCAAACCGGAACGCUUCGAACGUGACCCUGUUCCCGGCGGUGCUAGAAACGGGCGGCCGGUACCGGUGCGAGGUGUCCGGCGAGAGGCCGCUAUUCCCCACCGUGUCUGACCACUCGGACAUGGUCGUCGUAGCUCUUCCGGACCAAGGUCCCACGAUAACGGGGUCUCGUCUUCGCUACCAGAUCGGGGACAGGGUGCAGGUGAACUGCACGUCGGGGCGGUCGAGGCCCGCCACCAAGCUAUCGUGGUACAUAAACGGGGAGCCCGCGCCGUCGUACGCAGUCCUCCCCGCCAUCCAUGAGACGGUGGAAAACGGCCUAGAAGUCACCAGCCAAGCUCUCGACUUCAAGGUCAAGCUCAAACAUUUUAGGAAAGGAGACCUUAAAUUAAAAUGUCUAGCGACAAUAGCUACAGUGUACUGGAGGAGUAACGAGGAGAGUGUGCAAGGGGAGCGGCCGAAGGGCUACGCGCGGUCGCGGGAGCUGAGUGACGCGAGCCGGGCCGACCGCGUGCAAGCCCCGGGCAAGCUCGGGGGUGCCGCUGGCGACCUCAACACUGCCACCAACCUCCUCCUAUUUGCUGCCCUGCUAGUGCAGUGGUUGCCCACCAAACUCUCCUUGUAAACUGUGAUGUGAUAGGACUUUGUGAGUCUUGUUGGACGUUCGGAGCUUAAACUUUUUGUUAGAGCCUAUUUCAUCACUUUCCGAUAAAGUGUCAAAUUGUAAUCUAACAGAAUAAAUCGAAAUAUUUGCCAGUUUGCUCUAUCAUGUAAAACAAUUUUCUGUUCGAUACAUAUAGGCUUUCAGACACUUUAUCAGCGAGCGGUGAAACAGGCCCUAAAUCUUGUAUUUUCUAUCGGAUUCAUUCCAUUAGAAAGCCGUAACUCAUUGUAUAUUUGUUCAUAUAAAUAUUUCUAUCGUUUACCAGACAGAUAUUAAUUAUCUAUUUAAGAUUCCUAAACAUCAGUUUCUCGAGAAUAUAUAAAGCUAAGCUUAAACAUAUUUAUAGCUUGUUCGAGGGCAAAUAGAGUUACGCCUUUUUGACUGUUAUGUUAUAUAGUACCUAGUGUAAACUUUAUUUUAAGGGUAUAAAGAUAUUCUUCAAAUUACGUACAUAUGUAGAUAAGUUUUAAGCAUCAAAAGUGAUUGUAUUUAUGCUUCGGUAGAUAGUUGACGUAUAUUUAUUUAAUUUUUUUAUGUAUUUGUAUUUGUAAAAAUUGUUGUAAAAAUAAUAGCUUUUAUUAAAACAUAAAGAAUAUAUAUAAUGGAACUGAACUGAAUGUCAAAAGUAAAAUACUUAUCAAUUAAUUCAUAUCAAAUGGUUAAGGAAUAUUAAGUAUACUCUAAAUGAAUAUGAUAAGUAUGUACCUAUAUACCGACAGCUUACUCGUGCACAUUAUUUCAAAUGUUUAUAAUCAUAUUUCUUUAUAUCUAAACAGCCAUGAGAUGAGAUGAAUUUUUUUUUGCAAUUGAGCGGGAAUCGAAUCCACGCAUCUACAUGAGUAGGGCGUGGGUUCGAUUCCAGUCGAAAACUGAGUUUUCACCUCAAUAUUUAAAUUUAGCCAUUUAUUAAAUUUGCUAUUUUAAUUGCUUCUAUUUAUUGACGUGGGCCAAGCAAUUAAAAUAGUAAACUGGCAAGUUACAAUAAAAUGAUAAUCUCAUAAUUCCAAGUAUUUUUAUUCAAACAAGCUUAUUGAUAUAUUCAAACCACAGAACAUAAGUAGGUAUUUAUUGUUUUCCUGAAAUAAUCCACUUACAUCAACUUUACCGUAAUUAAUGAGCUGUAUGUUGAAGAACAUUAUGAUAUAAACUAUAACAUUUUAUUUAUUGUCAUAGAAUUACUAAAAUAAUACUACAUAUAUUGAACGUAGAUGUGCUGGUAGUAAAAUAAAUUCUCACAUGUUCCAUGUGAAGAACACGAUAAACGAUUUCAAAAGGAGCUACUCUACGCAUAGCUUCGUAGCACGCGCUACGAGUCUUCGUAGCGCCGUAGAAGAGGCUACGCUUGGCUACAAAGUUAUUAUUAUUCUGAUAUUAUCUACAUUAAAUAAUAUAAACUGAUCUAUUCUUAUGUUUAAAUGUGCUAAUUUUUCAAAGUAGCGGUCCGGUUUUAAAAUAUAAUAAAACUUUUGCGAAUAACAGAAGUUAUAUUAUAGUGAUAUCUACAAGUGUUCAACAAACAGCGACUUAUUGAAAUUUAAUUGUUGUUAAUUUGUAAUAUAUAAAUGUUUUAGUAAAACUCCAACUACUCUUCAGAAUUGACACAAAAUUAAGUGGGCACCUAAUAUUUUGGUGGGGCGUCGCCUGUUCCUUGUGUAGUUAUUAGAGGAAUAAAAUAACAAUUUUAUCCAAAACCUAAAAGUGCCAUUAACAAUAAGUUAUGUAAUUUGAAUUUUAUCGAUAUUACGUUCAAUAUAUACCUCUUAUGUGUCCAAAGAUUUAUUGCCAACCAAAGUCGAUGGAUGUUAAAUGUUUAGUUUGAGAGUUACCUGAGACAAAUAUCUUUUUGGGUUAUAUCCAAUUUUAAAUAGAGAUUUGUUUCAUGACCACUAUACACAUUUUUUUCGUAAAUGACUUUACGCAUUUAUGGUAUUUAGAUGAAGUUACGAAGUUCUGUCAAUUUGUAAAAAUAUAUUGAACUUUUAUAAAACAUAACUAUUUGUAAGUUAUAUUAACAUGGCUAGUCAAUGAUUUAUAUACCUAUCCAAUGAUAUAUGUGUUAUGCAAAGAAUGUUUAAUACUAGUGUUAUGUCAAACAAUAACACACAUUAUGUAUUCGUAAGCGAAAUUAACAUAUACAUAUUAAUUUGAUCAUAAUUAUGUAAUUUUCCUAAUUAGUUCAUUGUCAAACUAAUUUUUUUUGUUUGCAAAACUGACAUAUCAUCACUGUCGUGUUUUGACGUAUCUGCUGACUGUACCUGUGCUUUAGCAACGAGGCAUGCACAAUGGUAAAACACAUGGACUUACUAAUAGUAAGUUCUUGGUGAAAAACAGGAACGACAGGGUUUUUCAUAUUCCAGCGAGGUUCAUACUCAAUUAGGCCGUAUACAAAGAUUUUUAUAUAAGAAGGGUACAAGAAAAUGAAGGAUAUUUUUUUGCUUAUAUUUUAUCCUCAUUCUGUGUGUUGUAAAUCUAAUUCGAACGAUACAGACGUAAUGCCUAAGUAAGUCAUAAGAAACAGCUACAUUUUAAGUACCAUAGAUAAUGUAAUCUUACGUACGAAUAUAAUAUGCAGUUAUUUGUUGCUUAUUGUUAAAGUAUUUUAGUAUUAAGCAUAAGAAUGUAAAUAAUAAAUAAUAAUAUUAUAUGUAGCUCAAAAUAAAUUAUUGGAUCUACA
This is a messenger RNA of Plodia interpunctella (Indianmeal moth), 3953 nucleotides long. RefSeq names its product beaten path IIIc (gene beat-IIIc). The record is from RefSeq and is a predicted model, not a curated record. The transcript has 7 exons. Bases 347 to 1240 code for a protein of 297 amino acids. NCBI's taxonomy places the organism in Eukaryota, Metazoa, Arthropoda, Insecta, Lepidoptera, Pyralidae.